Danio rerio (zebrafish) is the source of this 1340-nucleotide messenger RNA. The record is from RefSeq and is a predicted model, not a curated record. Lineage: Eukaryota; Metazoa; Chordata; Actinopteri; Cypriniformes; Danionidae.
CGAAGAGCCUCGGUUGACGCCUAAUUGCAUCAGUCGAACACUGCCAUGUGGAAUACAACGUAUUAUUACUGACUUGACCUGUCUGAUUUGAUGUUGUAAGUAAACUGUAAAGCAGCAGAAUGUCCCAGCAUGCUCUACUCUCUGCCAGUUGUAAGGCAUGGCGGUCUCUGUCGUGUCCACGGUCAGAGCUUCGGCUGGAUCUCACUCUGGGAUGUGGUCAGACCUUCAGAUGGCGCGAGACCGCAGAUAGUCACUGGACCGGAGUAAUGCGUGGAAAAGUGUGGACACUAACACAAACAGAGGAUACUUUAUGGUACUAUGUUUACAGCCAUAAUAACAAUCCAGGACCAGAAAACAGACAGAAAGGAAAAGUGGAAGAGGAGGAGCAGUUGUUGGGGAAAAUGUCUAAAAGAACGACUUGUAUAAAGCAGGAAGACGAGGGGUUGUGCACAGUACUGUCAGAACCUGACAAAAAAGAGGAGGAACUUCUGAGGGACUAUUUCCAGCUAGAUGUUAAAUUAGGGGAUCUUUACAAGAACUGGAGCACCGUGGAUCCACACUUUAAACACACAGCAAACAUCUUCACAGGAGUGCGUUUGCUGCGACAAGAUCCUGUGGAGUGUCUUUUCUCAUUCAUCUGUAGCUCUAAUAAUCACAUCUCUCGGAUUCAGGGCAUGGUCGAAAGACUGUGUCAGACCCUCGGGACUCUCCUCUGCAAGCUUGAUGAUGUGGCCUAUCAUGAUUUUCCAUCUCUGCAAGAUCUUACAGACCCUUGUGUGGAGAUGCGUUUGCGUGACUUAGGAUUUGGCUACCGCGCACGUUUCCUGCAGCAGAGCUCACAGAUGAUCAUGAAUUCUCAUCACCCUGAUUGGCUACAGUCACUCCGCAGCACCCCCUACCUGCAGGCCAGAGAUGCGCUGAGAACUCUUCCUGGAGUUGGUCUGAAAGUGGCUGACUGUGUAUGUCUGAUGUCACUGGACAAGUUUGAGGCUCUUCCUGUGGAUACACACGUGUGGCAGAUUGCCAAACGUGACUACAACUUUGCUCCCGGUACCAGCCAGAAGACCUUGACUGAUAGAGUCUACAAGGAGAUUGGUGACUUCUAUAGAAAACUCUGGGGUCCUUAUGCAGGCUGGGCACAGUCUGUACUCUUCUGUGCUGAUCUAAAGAAGUUUCAGAAGCUGAAAGAAGAGGUAUUGAGUGAAGAUAAAACAGAACUGAAGAUAGAUGAGAGAAAACGUGACCGAUGUGCAGAAAAACAGAAAACACAAAAGAAAAAAAGCAAGAGGACUUAAGAUAAUGUGAUAAAGGGGAUAUAGUUCUUCAGUAAUCAACCUGGA